AUGGCGUUCAGCUUCGGGUUUUCAGGCGAUGACAUCGAUAUGGACGACUCGGAGCUCAAUAAUGAUUUCUCCGACGUGCCCUCCAAGCAGGCUAUUGGAAACUCUCUUCCUGAGCUGGUGAAGGCGAAUAAACAUGAUAUGAAUGAUUGGCUAUCAACUCUCCCUUCUCAAAUUUCAUUCAACAAGCUCGCCAUCAAUGACUUGAGCGUGGCUCGUCGAGAGAUCUUCGAUAUCCGUACUCAACUUAUGGCGGAAGACAGCGCUGGCCAUGAUAAUGAGGAGCUUAUCGCAGGCAUUGAGAAAGGUGACAUCAAGCCUAAUUUCUAUGAAGGUGGUUUCAAGACCUGGGAAUGCGCACUGGAUCUCGCUAAGCUCGCCGUGGCCGAGAAUACCCUUAACGAAGAUGCCUCAGGGGAUCUGCACAUUAUCGAGCUCGGCGCCGGAACAGCAGUUCCCACAUUGACCUUGUUUGCACGCCUCCUGCAAGCCGAAGCUGGCCAAAGUGAAAGACAUAUUACCUUGACGUUUGCAGACUACAAUUCCGACGUACUGCGUCUUGUCACGCUGCCCAACCUACUCCUAACAUGGCACAACAGUCGCUCUCAGACCGCAGUUUCAGCCGAUUCAACUGCAUCGGCCCAAGAGGAAGAGGAGCUUGACAUUACGCCCGAGCUGAUUGAGGAAUUCAAGGGUGACCUUGCAAAACGCAAGAUCUCCAUUGAGUUUGUCUCCGGUGCUUGGUCCGCCGAUUUCGUCGAGUUGGUCUUCUCGUCUGGUGAAGGAUUUUCUCGGAAAACUCUCGUGCUUGCCAGCGAGACUAUUUACUCGCCGGCUUCGCUUACAGCUUUCUCCGAGACUCUUUCGGCACUGCUUCGUCGGUCCAGUAAUGGGUCGACCCAGAGCCGAGCCCUUAUUGCCGCAAAGAAAGUUUACUUCGGAGUCGGCGGUGGUGUCGAUGAGUUCCUUGCUGUUCUGAACAGCGUGUGUCCCAAUGAGCUGAAUGUACAGCAGAAAUUGAAUGUGCAGUCCGAGGGCGUGGGCAGAGUGGUUCUAGAAGUUAUCCCUGCAGCCCAAUCCUAG
Molecule: messenger RNA, 1080 nt
Organism: Penicillium olsonii
Lineage: Eukaryota; Fungi; Ascomycota; Eurotiomycetes; Eurotiales; Aspergillaceae
Source: the annotation of a GenBank genome assembly